Messenger RNA from Phalacrocorax carbo (great cormorant), 1286 nucleotides. Lineage: Eukaryota; Metazoa; Chordata; Aves; Suliformes; Phalacrocoracidae. The record is from RefSeq and is a predicted model, not a curated record.
UCCCAGCAUGCGUUGAUGACAUCACGAAGUACCCCUUCUUUGUGUGUCAGUGAUGUCACCAAGUGCAGUGUGGGGGACAAUGGAAUCCUGAACUCCGGGCGAGGGCGAGUGGGAAGCGGCUGCUCCUGCUGCUGGUUCAGGGCUGAGCCGGGGGAGGGAAAGGAAGACACAGCUGCUGCUUUAGGGCUGAAACAGGUGAGAAGUUACUGCUACUGCAGGAGGGACAAAGCAGCGAGAGAGACACGAGUGGCCAGGCCCAGCCGCACCGAGGAGGAGCAGCCAGGCACAAAGGGAGAGGUUGGGGUGUGUGGUGGGGGGGUCGCUAUGUCGGAUGACGAUUCGAGGGCCAGCACCAGCUCCUCCUCAUCUUCAUCCUCCAACCAACAGACAGAGAAAGAGACAAGCACGCCUAAGAAGAAGGAGAGCAAAGUCAGCAUGAGUAAAAACUCUAAGCUGCUAUCUACCAGUGCCAAGAGGAUUCAGAAGGAAUUGGCUGACAUCACCUUAGAUCCACCUCCCAACUGCAGCGCUGGCCCCAAAGGUGAUAACAUCUACGAAUGGAGAUCAACCAUUCUAGGACCUCCAGGCUCAGUCUAUGAGGGAGGCGUUUUCUUCCUUGACAUCACAUUUACACCAGAAUAUCCUUUCAAGCCUCCAAAGGUAACGUUUCGGACAAGAAUCUACCACUGUAAUAUUAACAGCCAAGGCGUCAUCUGCCUGGACAUUUUAAAAGACAACUGGAGUCCAGCAUUAACUAUUUCUAAAGUUCUCCUCUCCAUCUGCUCCCUCCUCACAGACUGCAACCCGGCUGACCCCCUGGUUGGAAGUAUUGCCACUCAGUAUAUGACUAACAGAGCAGAGCAUGACAGAAUGGCCAGACAAUGGACCAAAAGAUACGCUACAUAAAUCGGAUUUUCGUCAAACUCUUACAUUAUUCGUCUGUGAUGGAAAGAGCUGCUUAUGAUUUUGAAGGGGUGGGGGGAGGGAGGGUGCUGGUAAAGAAUAGGGUAUUUCUAUAACAGAUUUUAUUCAGUCUUUUAUUUCUUAAGAUUUUGUUGUUGUAACUUAAGGUAUCUUGCUACAGUAGACAACUAGGAUUGGGAAUAGCGUAUUUUAAGACUGUAAUUAGUUCAGCAAUAUUAGCUCACAUAUAGUACCGAGAAGAAUGUAAACCUCUUAGACUUCUUUGGUUUCCAGUUUGCUUGCAAUAUGUAAAAGAUUAAAACAGCUUAAUUUUGUACAGGUACAUAUGUUGACAUUUAUGUAAAAGUACUUUCAAGACUCUA